AUGAGAUCAAGUGUUAAGAAAGCUACUAAGAUGAACUUGAGGGGACUUUGGUUCCUCUUCAAGAUUAUAUUUGUUUUACCGAUUAAGCAGGUGUUGCGAAGCAUAGGUAUAGUAGUAUUUAACAAAAGAAAGUUAGAUGGUGAUAUGCUUGGAAGAAUCUUUAUGAGAGAAUCUUUCCUGUUGGCUGAUAAAUAUAGUUGUAAUGGAGUUAUCAAUCCAUUGUUAGAUUUUCUAUCUGGUGUUUAUAGGAAGUUCAGUGGGUUUCCUACGACAGAGAUGAACCAGAUAGAAUGUGAUCUAAUAGAUCUAGACACAUCAGUAUUCAAUCAAAGACUAUUGAACCAACAUAUCAUCAAGAGUGACUAUGAAUGGUAUUAUAAGCCAGAAAAAUUCGAUCCAAAAGUAGAUCCCGUUUUGCUGUACUUCCAUGGUGGUGGGUUUGCUUUGAAGUUGAUUCCUGUUACACUGGUAUUUUUGAAUAAUUUAAGACAAUACUAUCCUAGGAUGGCUAUAGUCAUGUCAGAUUACACAGUUACUGAUGCAUUAAAUCAUAAUACUACAUACCCUUUACAAAACCUACAAUCGAUUUUAUUGUAUAAGUAUUUCACUGAAAUGAUAGGGUGUAAAAAGGUAUACUUGAUGGGUGAGUCUGCUGGUGGUAACAUGGUUUUAUCUCUGUUGGUAUACCUACAAAAAUGUGGUAAAGUACUCCCAAAAAAAGCCAUCGCUGUCAGUCCAUGGGUUAACCCAGCUAUAUUGUCAGAAGAAGAGAAGACAUUUAUGAAAGAUGACAAAUUAGAUUCUGUAUCAAUUAAAGGUUUAGAUCUAUGCAAGAAAUUAUAUGCUCCAAACAAUGAAUAUGCUCAUGAAUAUCUAACAGAACCAUUUUUAAAUGUGGAAUAUAAUUAUGAAUAUGAUGUCUGGCAUGGAAUUGUAGAAAAAUGUCAAUUAUUAAUAACCUAUGGUGAUGAUGAAAUAUUACAAAUGCAAAUUAAAUCUCUGAUAGAUAAGAUUACAGAACUAAAAAAAAAUAGCUUCUCAGAGGGAAAAAACGUUUAUAUAGACGUCAAAGGUGGCCAUAUCAGACCACUACUCAAAAUAACCUCAGAUAUCUCAAAAUGGUCAAAGCUAGAUGGUGUCAAAGAAAUUCUAAAUUUUAUUAAGGAUUAA
Molecule: messenger RNA, 1170 nt
Organism: Vanderwaltozyma polyspora DSM 70294
Lineage: Eukaryota; Fungi; Ascomycota; Saccharomycetes; Saccharomycetales; Saccharomycetaceae
Gene: SAY1
Product: steryl deacetylase
Exons: 1
Coding region: 1-1170 (389 amino acids)
Source: RefSeq, a predicted model, not a curated record